Molecule: messenger RNA, 9841 nt
Organism: Xyrichtys novacula (pearly razorfish)
Lineage: Eukaryota; Metazoa; Chordata; Actinopteri; Labriformes; Labridae
Source: the annotation of a GenBank genome assembly
AUGUGGCUCUCUACUUUUUUACUGGGCUUAGACCUCAAGGGGCUAUUCCUGUUCCUUUUUAUUUUCAUCAUAAUAGCAGACUACCUCAAGAACCGGAAUCCUCCUAAUUAUCCUCCAGGACCAUGGGCUUUGCCGGUCAUGGGGAAUAUCCUUGGUAUAGACAGUGAACAUCCAGAAACGUAUUUCUCCAAGGUAAAGUUUACGAUUGGGUAUUUUCACCCCUACAGUUCUUUACAAAUGUUUUACAGAAAAAGUUCUCUCAAUACAUACAAGACUUAUCAAAUCAGCUAACCCUUUUGUUGUGAAUGUUUUUAUUUGUUGUGUUAAAAUGGAGAUUUAUUGAAUUUGUAAUUCGUCUUCUCACUUUACUGAAUUCAUUAUCUGCAGCUUGCAGACAUUUUUGGGAAUGUGUUCAGCGUUCGCUUAGGCAGUGACAAGAUGGUGUUACUGUCUGGAUACAAGGCAUUUAAGGAGGCCAUCAUAACACAAGCUGAGAACUUUGUGGAUCGACCAAGCAGUGCAGUCCAGGAUAGAUUCUACUCAGGAUCCUCAGGUUUAGAAAUCAGUUGCCCCAAUGUAUGGUGUACAAAAAAAGUCUCAUUUAUCCAUUAACCAUUUUUUCUACAUGCAUUUGUCUAGGUGGUCUGUUCAUGAGCAAUGGUGAAACAUGGAGGAGACAGCGGCGCUUUGCCUUGUCAACCUUACGUAACUUUGGCUUGGGCAAAAACACCAUGGAGCAGAGUAUCUGUGAGGAGAUUAGACAUCUGCGGGAGGAGAUAGAGAAUGAAAAAGGUGGUCCACAAGUUCAACACAGUUGUACAUCAUCAGCAGUAUAAGUUAUGCAGCAGUACAGCACAGUCUAAAGGUGGACUUCUUUCCCGCAGGCGAAGCUUUCAACCCAGCAAGUGUUUUCAACAAAGCUGUGUCCAACAUCAUUUCCCAACUGGUUAUGGGGAAGAGGUUUGACUAUAGUGACCACAACUUCCAACACAUGCUGAAAUGUCUGUCAGACCAAAUGAAGAUGGAGGGAUCUGUAUGGACUUGGGUGGGUCAAUAAUGCAUAGCAUUCUGUAUUAUGACAGCCAGCACUCAUAUAGUGUUAGGGAAAAAUGUCCAUGGAGAAAUCUAUUACAAAUGUUUAAGAUUCUGCUUAUUAAAUCUUCUCUCUUGUAUGUAGUUUUAUGAAGCAUUCCCUGUAGUGAUGAAGCAUUUGCCAGGUCCUCACAACAAAAUGUUCGAAAACGGUAAAAACCUCAGGGAAUUCAUCAGCCAGGAGGUACAGAGGCACAAAAUAAACCUUGACCGCAACAAUCCUCGGGACUACAUUGAUACUUUCAUCAUUGAAAUGGAAAAAGUAAGUGAGGAAAUGCACUCCACACUCACUGCACUGAAUUACACAUUAUAGCCCUACUCCUCAGUUGCACUCAUAGAGUGUAUGUACAAUGGACAACUUGGCUCUGCCUUCCAUCAUUAUCUGAAUUUGAAGCCCGAUUGCUUUCAGUAUUUCCAGGAUUUUCUCUAAUUCCUAGAACUACCACUUGCGCAGUAGUGUUGUUGUAUUUUGGUGGGAGAGUCACUGUGAUGAUGUUCUGCUCAAACAGCGUGUCUCCUAGAUGAGCUACACGAUCUUUGUAUGCUCAUAUAGUGUUUCAAGUGUCAAUCAUAGAAAACAUGAAUCCUUAAUACCUUUUAAAUGGAGUUGCACAGAAAAAAAGGGUACUUGAGUACAAACCAGUCUCACAAUAACUUCAUGCCAACAUUGCAACCAGGUUGACGGUGUCUGUUCUAUAUACAGUCUAUGGUUGCACUCCUUGACUCUUUUGUCUCCCCUGCAUUUCCAAUCAGCACAAAGAGGCUACUGUGGGUUUCACUGAGACCAAUCUAGCCUCAUGCUCUGUAGACCUGUUCCUGGCUGGAACAGAAACGACUUCCACCACUUUGCAAUGGGCUUUAGUUUUCCUCAUCAACAACCCGGAUAUCCAGGGUAGGUGAGACUCAAGUAACUUGAGUUGACUAACCGGAAAACCACAUGAAAAAAGACCACAGUCAUACUGGAGGGUUUGUAAUGUUUAGCUAUAAUAUUUGAUGUUAUUAGAUUGUUGUAAGAAGUUCCUCCUCUUGAAGGGUCACAGGAGCUUGUCUUACCAAUGGCUUUUUCCAUUUCUUUUUUUUUCGUUAUCAGAGAAAGCGCAAUACAACACAUUGCUGACAUUUUCUUGCACAUUCAACUGUGAAAACAGAUCAAUUUGUCUAAUGGUGACCUAUUCUGUCUAAUGAGGACAUCUGCUGUGAAUCAACAUGCUAGUUUGUCCAUAUUAAAUUGAUUAACAAUAACUCCGACAUUGGUGGAUGGCACAUACUUUGCAGAUAGGCUGAUCUUCAACAGAGAAAUGUCAUCCAAUACCAUUUUAUCAGUGCAUCCCUAAUCAAAAUGGUUCUUGUGAUGACCAUGCUAACCGGCUCAUUUUGACAAUUUGAGUUUUGCAGCCUUCUAAAUUAUUAAAUACAAUUAGGCCACAGCUAACUUCAAUUAAAAUGUUAGCUUAUCAGUACCAAGUAUUGGUAAGACUACAGAUAUUCAUGACGAUUCUGCAACCCCUUGCACUCACUUUAGUUGUUUUUUAGCCAAGGUUCAGGCAGAGAUUGACACAGUGAUUGGACAGAACCGCCUGCCCACCAUGGCUGACAGACCAAACCUGCCCUACACUGAUGCUGUCAUCCAUGAGAUCCAGAGAUAUGGAAAUAUUGUUCCUAUUAGUGGACUCAGAGUGGCCACCAAGGACACAACACUGGGUGGUUACUUCAUCCCUAAGGUACGUCUUGUCAUUUCACAUCUUAGCUGGAGCAUCUGAAAUGUGGUAAUUGUAUUAUUUGGAGUAUAAGCGAAUGUUAAACCCUUGAUCUUGUUUUUCAGGGUACAACUCUGAUGCCCAUUUUGACCUCUAUUUUGUUUGACAAGACUGAAUGGGAGACCCCAGACAGCUUUAACCCUGAACACUUCCUCAACUCUGAAGGAAAGUUUGUGAGGCGAGAAGCUUUCGUGCCUUUCUCUGCAGGUUAAUCACUUUUACCUAAAGUUUAAAAAAAGCCAGAAUACAAGUUUCUUUUUCAACCUUUACAUGAUUUUAAGUGUUAUAAUUUUUGUCAUUUGUCAUUUCAGGAAAACGUGUGUGUCUUGGAGAAAGUCUUGCCAAGAUGGAGCUGUUUUUGUUUUUUAUUGGUUUACUCCAGAAGUUUUCUUUCUCUGUCUCUGAUGGUGUUGAGCUCAGUUAUGAAGGAGUUAGUGGAAUAACACGCGUACCACACCCGUUCAAGGUGUAUGCUAAGGUGCGCUAAACUUGAUAUCAACUCUCUAAGUCAUUUCAAGAGCAACAAUGUCAUGAGUUAUUUUUGCUUAUCUGUGUUGUCCAGUUUUCUUCUGUAUCAUUUUUUCCAUUUAUCAAGAGCUGAUGUUUCCAUGUUUCUUGUGUGUGUCUUAGCAUAUUCACUUUCAAGAGUUCAUUUAUUGUGCUUUGUAGUUUUUUUGGUGGUUUUUGACCCUGGCGUGUAAUUUCUGUCUCUGCGUCUUACGUUCCCUCUUCAUAAUCAGAUGUCUUGCCAUCAUUGUUUUCAAAUCCCUGUCCUUUUUUUUUUUGUUAAAAACUUUUUUUAAGUAAAAUUUUUAUUGAAAGAUUCUAAGAAUUUUUUUCCCCAAUGUAUAAAUGUUAGAGGUUAAAGAUAAAUAAAAUAAAACACAUUCCUGAUUGACUGGUCCAUGAUUUUUUUAUCAAAGCACAGUAAAAAUCAAAUAAAAAAAUCUUAAGAUCUUUUUUCAUUUAUAUUUUUUUCUAACUGAACACAGUGCUUAAAAAGACAACCCCUGUGUGUUACAGAGAGAGUUUUACUUACUGCAACAACGCGUGUCAGUGUCACUUUCCCUGUCCUUUUACCUCUUCGUGUUGUGCUGUUGGGUCCACUGGUAUCAGGAUUUACAAGAGGGACAAUAACACAACUAUACUGACACCAGGUGGAAUUGGAGGCUAGGUGCAAUGUAUUACACUAAAAGAUGCCCCAGGAUAUGGUGCACAUGCCACCUUAUGCUGGUGUCAUGGGGGCUACGACAAAGACAUUUUCAGAGUCAGAGGGACCCCACUAGAUUACCAAAAGGUAGGUGUAUGAAAGUAAUUGCUUUCUAUAACCAUCAAUGAUAAACAGACUGUGUCUAGUGCUCUUGUUAGUCUUCUGACCAUUUAAAGUGCUCUUACAUUACAUUUCAUAUUCAUCUAUUCAUACCACAUUUACACAAUGAUGGCAGUGGCUGCUAUGUAAAGCGACACUUUGGCAUGGGGACAGCAGGACCUGGGAUUGACCCCGACCUUCCCAUGAAGAGACCACUGACUCUGAGCCAUUGCUACCUGAUAUGCGAAGCUGAAAAAAAAUAUGUGCAGGUGAUAUAACAGACUGCCAAACUGAGGGGAUACAUUGUCAGAUGACAGAGGAAAACGACUUCAUUCAUAUGAGUGUAAAAACUGUGCAACCCAAGUUGCCAAGCUGUGGAGUCAGUAAAACCACUAAACAUAAAUGGUGUAGGGUGUACAGCACUACAUAGUCCUUUACUGACUGAACAAGAUCAUCCAUGACUAUGGCUUGUUAGGGCUGGACACUUUUGGGGGCUUUGGGUUGUAGCCAUAGACUGUAUAUACUAUGGACAACUUAGUUCCGCCUUCCGCCAGUACACAGAUUUGAAGCCACAAAGCUCUCUGUAAUUCAGCAUUUUUUCUCCACUUCCUAAAACCAACAUUGUGUAGUGGUGUUGUAUGCACUCCACCACUUGUGCAGUACCAUUGUACGCAUUCAGAGUCACUGAGAGUUGCUGUGAUGACGCUCAGCUCAAACAGCGUAUCCCCGGGUGAGCUACGCAAUCUUCAUACGCCCAUAGGCUGUAUCAAGUGUCAAUCAUAGAAAACAUGAACCCCUGAAUAACUUUUAAAAAUGAAGCUGUAAAGAAAAAAGGGGACUUGAGCACAAACCAGUCUAACAGUAACUACAUGUCAAUAUCAGAAAGGGGGGGGGGGGGGGGUAUUUUAUGUUCUGUGUAAUAAAUUUCUCAAUUUUGUCUACAGCCCCAUAAGUUUUGCUGGCUGAGGCGGGAUUUAUGACCUAUACCGCAGCCCGUAACCAGAGGGUGCUGUUCUCGGAGUGGCUUCACUCAGCAAGGAGGCAGACUCUGUCCAUUCUAUACACAGUCUAUAGUUGUGACUAACUGCCUUUUUUAUUGAAUUCAGGUUGUGCUAAAACCUCAAAAUACAAAAUGUUGAAAAAUGCAUUAAUACAGCAGAUCUUCUACAUGGCCUUUGUAGUUUUACCUUCCCCCUCCUGAAACGCAGUUUUCCUUUUCUGUAAUCAUUCUGUAAUCUUAGGGCCUCGCAGCCAAUAGGGGGCCCCCGAAAGCAAUCAAAAAAAUACAUAUAUAUUUUUUUUUGUUUUUUGCAUGUAUAAAUGAUACUUUCUGUAUGAUCAAAUAAAUAUUAUUGUAAAAAUAAAAUGAAGUAAAAACAUUUUAGUGUUCCUGCUGAUAUAGGCCCAUGAUUCUUACUGCUGAUAUGUUAAAGCUCCGCUACCGUUAUGUGCAUUAUAUUUUGAGAUUAAAAUCCAUAUCUGGCACCCUGAACAUCAUUCAUCAGUCAGUCAUUGGUAUUAUUUGUAUGGUUGUAUUGGUAUAAUUUAUGUUAUACCUAGGCCAUCUCCUCAAAUGGUUUAUGACAUGUCAGCUGCAUUAAAUUUAAACUGCAGUAGAUGUGUAAAUGAUCAACAAUCAAUAUCUGUUUGGAAGAAUCAGAGGGCCCCAAAAUCAAAUUUUGCUUAGGGCCCCAUUGAGGCUUGGGCCGGCUCUGAAAAGACUCCAAACACUUUUGGCAGACUGCAUGAUCUAUUGAAUUGUUGAAUGUGUUGGAACUGGUAAAGGAAAUGAUUGGGUUAAUCCUUUAAAAUAUGGCCCAAUUUAUGAAUUAAGUUCGUUAUAGGCACUUGCAUCAAUUUAAGAAAACAAAGAAAACAUACAUAUGACUUUUAUAAUAAUAACAUCAUUUUAAAGGGUAAAGCUUAAAGUUGUUUUGCAGUAUUGUAAAUAUAAACCACUUCCACAAAGCACCCUGCAGAAAGCCAUAGAAAUCGCAGGCGGUGUGCACGCUUCCACGGAUUGCGUGCAACCAUCAGUGGACAGGAGUCUGUGCUAGGGGGAGGGGGCUCCGACUCUGCCCCUCAAAUGGGUCGAUUAAAUUAAGUGCUUUUCAAUAUGAUUGAUAAACAAUUUAUCUUUGUGUCAUGGCACACAAAUAAAACACCUCAUAAAACAAGAGUAUGCAAGGCAUUGUCAUACCUAUCAUGAAAAAGGUUUAGAUUGGCAAGGGUUGCUGUGCCAUGUUAUGCAAUGUGAUGGUCACAAGAACCUUUGUACACACCGUACUUGUUUGUCACCCACCCUUAAAAUGUGUGUUGUCAUUCUGUGAGUAGACCAAUUGGGUGCAAGAUCAAGUUUUGUGACGCACUGCAAAGUUAUUGGUUCAAGUUAAAUAGAACAGAGGCUUUUUCUUACUGCUACUUUUCUCUCUCUUUAACAAUGUGGCUCUCUACCUUUUUACAGGGCUUAGGCCUCAAUGGGCUAUUCCUGUUCCUUUUUAUUUUCAUCAUAAUAGCAGACUACCUGAAAAACCGGAAUCCUUCUAAUUAUCCUCCAGGACCAUGGGCUUUGCCGGUCAUUGGGAAUAUCCUCAGUAUGGACAGUAAACAUCCAGAAACGUAUUUCUCCAAGGUAAAGCUUACAAUUGGGUAUUUUCACCCCUACAGUUCUUUACAAAUGUUUUACAGAAAAAGUUCUCUCAAUACAUACAAGACUUAUCAAAUCAGCUAACCCUUUUGUUGUGAAUGUUUUUAUUUGUUGUGUUAAAAUGGAGAUUUAUUGAAUUUGUAAUUCGUCUUCUCACUUUACUGAAUUCAUUAUCUGCAGGUUGCAGACAUUUUUGGGAAUGUGUUCAGCGUUCGCUUAGGCAGUGACAAGAUGGUGUUACUGUCUGGAUACAAGGCAUUCAAGGAGGCCAUCAUAACACAAGCUGAGAACUUUGUGGAUCGACCAAGCACUCCAGCCCAGGAUAGAAUCUACUCGGGAUCCUCAGGUUUAGAAAUCAGUUGCCCCAAAUGUAUGGUGUACCAAAAAAGUCUCAUUUAUCCAUUAACCAUUUUAUCUACAUGCAUUUGUCUAGGUGGUCUGUUCAUGAGCAAUGGUGAAACAUGGAAGAGACAGCGGCGCUUUGCCUUGUCAACCUUACGUGACUUUGGCUUGGGCAAAAACACCAUGGAGCAGAGUAUCUGUGAGGAGAUCAGACAUCUGCAGGAGGAGAUAGAGAAUGAAAAAGGUGGUCCACAAGUUCAACACAGUUGUACAUCAUCAGCAGUAUCAGGUAUGCAGCAGUACAGCAGGGUCUAAAGAUGGACUUCUUUUCCUGUAGGCAAAACUUUCAACCCAGCAAAUGUUUUCAACAAAGCUGUGUCCAACAUCAUUUCCCAACUGGUUAUGGGGAAGAGGUUUGACUAUAGUGACCACAACUUCCAACACAUGCUGAAAUGUCUGUCAGACCAAAUGAAGAUGGAGGGAUCUGUAUGGACUUGGGUGGGUCAAUAAUGCAUAGCAGUCUGUAUUAUGACAGCCAGCAUUCAUACAGUGUUAGGGAAAAAUUUUCAUGGAGAAAUCUAUUACAAAUGUUUAAGAUUCUGCUUAUUAAAUCUUCUCUCUUGUAUGUAGUUUUAUGAAGCAUUCCCUGCAGUGAUGAAGCAUUUGCCAGGUCCUCACAACAAAAUGUUCAAAAACUCUAAAACCCUCAGGGAAUUUAUCAGUCAGGAAGUACAAAGGCACAAAAUGAACCUUGACCGCAACAAUCCUCGGGACUACAUUGAUACUUUCAUCAUUGAAAUGGAAAAAGUAAGUGAGGAAAUGCACUCAACACUCACUGCACUGAAUCAAACAUUAUAGCCCUCCUCCUCAGUUGUACUCAUAGACUAUAUGUACAAUGGACAACUCAGCUCCGCCUUCCAUCAUUAUCUGAAUUUGAAGCCCAGUUGCUUUCAGUAUUUCCAGGAUUUUCUCUAAUUCCUAGAACUACCACUUGAGCAGUAGCAUUGUAUGAUUUUGGCGGGAGAGUCGCUGAGAUGAUGCUCUGCUCAAACAGCGUGUCUCCUGGAUGAACUACACGAUCUUCGUAUGCCCAUAGUGUUUCAAGUGUCAGUCAUAGAAAACAUGAACCCCUAAUACCUUUUAAAUGGAGUUGCUCAGAAAAAAGGGUACUUGAGUACAAACCAGUCUUACAAUAACUUCAUGCCAACAUUGCAACCAGGUUGACGGUGUCUGUUCUAUAUACAGUCUAUGGUUGCACUCCUUGACUCUUUUGUCUCCCCUGCAUUUCCAAUCAGCACAAAGAGGCUACUGUGGGUUUCACUGAGACCAAUCUAGCCUCAUGCUCUGCAGAUCUGUUCCUAGCUGGAACAGAAACAACUUCCACCACUUUGCUGUGGGCUUUAGUUUUCCUCAUCAACAACCCGGAUAUCCAGGGUAGGUGAGACUCAAGUACCUUCAGCUGUCUAACUGAAAAACCACUUGAAAAAAGACCACAGUCAUACUGGAGGCUUUGUAAUGUUUAGCUAUAAUAGUUGAUAUUAAUAGAUCGUUGUAAGAAGUUCCUCCUCUUGAAGGGUCACAGGAACUUGUCUUACCAAUGGCUUUUUCCAUUUCUUUUUUUUUGUUAUCAGAGACAACGCAAUUCAACACAUUGCUGACAUUUUCAUGCACAUUCAAUUGUGAAAACUGAUCAGUUUGUCUAAUGGUGACCUAUUCUGUCUAAUGUAGACAUCUGCUGUGAAUCAACAUGCUAGUUUGUCCAUAUUAAAUUGAUUAACAAUAACUCUGACACUGGUGGAUGGCACAUACUUUGCAGAUAGGCUGAUCUUCAACAGAGAAAUGUCAUCCAAUACCAUUUUAUCAGCGCCUCCCUAAUCAAAAUGGUUCUUGUGAAAUGUUGGCUUAUCAGUACCAAAUAUUGUUAAGACUACAGAUAUUCAUGCCAAUUCUGCAACCCCUUGCACUCACUUUAGUUGUUUUUUAGCCAAGGUUCAGACAGAGAUUGACACAGUGAUUGGACAGAGCCGCCUGCCCACCAUGGCUGACAGACCAAACCUGCCCUACACUGAUGCUGUCAUCCAUGAGAUCCAGAGAUAUGGAAAUAUUGUUCCUCUUAGUGGAAUCAGAGUGGCCACCAAGGACACAACACUGGGUGGUUACUUCAUCCCUAAGGUAGGUCUUUUCAUUAGCUGGGGCAUCUGAAAUGUGGUAAUUGUAUUAUUUGGAGAAUCAGUGAAUGUUAAACCCUCGAUCUUGUUUUUCAGGGUACAACUCUGAAGCCCAUUUUGACCUCUAUUUUGUUCGACAAGACUGAAUGGGAGACCCCAGACAGCUUUAACCCUGAACACCUCCUCAACUCUGAAGGAAAGUUUGUGAGGCGAGAAGCUUUCGUGCCUUUCUCUGCAGGUUAAUCACUUUUUCCUAAAGUUUAAAAAAGCCAGAAUACAAGUUUCUUUUUCAACCUCUCCAAGAUUUUAAGUGUUUUAAGUGUUAAAAGUGUUGUCAUUUGUCAUUUCAGGAAAACGUGUGUGUCUUGGAGAAAGUCUUGCCAAGAUGGAGCUGUUUCUGUUUUUUAUUGGUUUACUCCAGAAGUUUUCUUUCUCUGUUCCUGAUGGUGUUGAGCUCAGUUAUGAAGGAGUUAGUGGAAUAACACGUGUACCGCAGCCAUUCAAGGUGUAUGCUAAGGUGCGCUAA